Molecule: messenger RNA, 1599 nt
Organism: Gryllus bimaculatus (two-spotted cricket)
Lineage: Eukaryota; Metazoa; Arthropoda; Insecta; Orthoptera; Gryllidae
Source: the annotation of a GenBank genome assembly
AUGGUAGAGUUAGUGCAAAUUAGCAGUCCGGUUAACUGUGGUUGUGGUUCGAAGUUUAAAUUUAAGUCCAUUGACAUUGUUUGUUUGGGUAUAAUGAGUGAUACCUUUCAGAUUGGACAACGUGUAUUCGCAAAGGUUCGUGGGCAUCCUCCGUGGCCUGGAAGGAUUGCAAACAUUGUAGAACAACGUACUAAAUAUGGGAAGUACCUCGUACAUUUUUUUGGAACAGACGAAGAAGCAUUUUGUACCGGCGAUAAAGUGUAUAAAUAUGAGGAAUACAAAACUAUUUAUGGAAAACCUCGCAAAAGAAGAGCAUUCAACCUGGCUUUAAUUGAAAUUGAAAACGCUGUUGAUCACACAACUUCCAUUAGCGCUUCUUGUGUUCUAAAAGACCACACCUACCAGAUCUCCCAGCAGACGGAUAUUAUAAACAAACUGCCAAAUCAUGAGAGUGUAUUACUCCAACAGGGUAGUAAGGAGGCAAAUGAUGCGAGUCCAGAAUCUUCUAACUCAACAACACUUUGCUCUACUGGAAAUGAUACUCCACAGCCGUUAAUGGAUAUGGACAACACCAGAAUAGAAAAGAACAUGAGCAAAGCUCAGUCAGCAAGGCAAAAUCUUAGAAGGAAAAAUAAAAUAAUCCCAGAAUUAGAAAUAUUUGAUUUUAAAAUGAUGAGUGUGCAGAAUGAGACUGAAAAAACAAAUUUUCCAAAAGAAACCAAACCAAAUGUUAAAAAAAAGAAAUCUCUAACAAGAACUGUCAAAAAGGGAAGAAAUAAUAAGAGUGCUAAAACAUCUGUACAAAAUUCUUUUACUAAGGAAGAUGUAUUUAAAAUUAAUGAAACCUCUUGUAGAUAUAAAGAAACUUCAAUGUUGACAGAUGAAUUAGAAAGUUACAAAACACAGACUAUAAUGCUAGAAAUUGAAUAUCAGCUUCGCAGUAAUCUUUUUAAAAGUGAACCCAAUAUAACUACUGGUUUAAAUGCUCUGUAUGAGUUAACAAACCUUGACAUAAAACCUUUAAUGUUAAAGAAGCAUCCUCAGAUUGUAUGGACCAUACAUAAUUUAAUGAAAUUCAAUGAAAGUUAUUGUUUAUUGAAUUUAACUAAUUAUCAGAUGAGCGAGUUUAAUUUCAAAGCAUUUGAAAUAAGAAAGUUGAGUGAAAUGGUGUAUGAAAAAUUCAAAUCCAUGUUUGUUGUACCAGAUGAGUGUACCUUCUGGGAUUUUUUUUCUAGAGAAAUUUCAAAAUUUAGGAAUUUGACAGAAAAUUUGACAGUGCAUGAGGUAUGCACUUUACAGACAGAUCCUUCUUGCAGUGACAAGGAUGCAGAGGUAGAUACCAUGGGAAAUGAUUAUUACGGUGAGCCAAUUUCACAUUACAAAGAAUGUGUACCAGAACCUACAUUUAAUCCAAUUAAAGAAGAAAUAGUUAAUCUUGGAUAUUUAUCAUUAUUUGAAAAUGAUUCUCAAGUAGUUAAAUAUGAACAUUCAAUGCAAAAUGCCGCAGGCAAUCACAAAGAAGAAAUAUUUGCUACAGUAAAAACAGAACCAAAUGUUGAUGAAUUUGAGUCAGAAGAAGAUUGGUUGAAGUAUGUAUGA